This is a messenger RNA of Aspergillus mulundensis, 1065 nucleotides long. RefSeq names its product NAD(P)-dependent alcohol dehydrogenase. Lineage: Eukaryota; Fungi; Ascomycota; Eurotiomycetes; Eurotiales; Aspergillaceae. The record is from RefSeq and is a predicted model, not a curated record. The transcript has a single exon. Gene Ontology annotation, molecular function: oxidoreductase activity. Bases 1 to 1065 code for a protein of 354 amino acids.
AUGUCACAGCCACCCAUCCCCGCAACAAUGAAAGCCUGGCUCUACACCAGCACACACCCAAGCGUUAUUGCCAACCUCACCCUGCACACCUCAACCCGCUCCCCGCCACCCCCCAGCUACGCAAACCACCUCCUCAUCAAAGUCCACAGCACAUCCCUCAACCCCGCCGACCACAAGGUCCCCCAGCAACUAGGCAUCCCCUUCAGCGGCGGCAGAACACUAGUCUGCUCGCUGCCCGCCUCGCCGGGCCUCGAUUUCGCCGGCGAAAUUGUCUCAGUGCAUCCCAAGCACAAGGGGGAAUUUAAACCCGGCGAUAAAGUCUACGGGUGUCUAGCGCGCCCCCGCACUUUCGGCACAGCGGGCGAGUAUAUCCUCGCGGACGCGAAUGAUGUCGCAAUCUUACCGGAGGGCGUUAGUCCCGAGGACGCAGCGUGUCUGGGUGUUUCUGUGCGGACGGCGUACCAGAGUCUGAAGAAUUAUCUUGACCUAUCCAAACCCGAGUUCGAGAACGAGAGCCCGAAAGUCUUCAUCAACGGCGGCAGCGGCGGAUGCGGGGUGUUCGCGAUCCAGAUUGCGAAGAUGCUGGGGUGCCAUGUUACGACGACGUGCUCGAGCCGGAAUGUCGAGCUCCUUACUAGCCUUGGCGCGGACGAGGUUCUCGAUUAUACGAAGACGAAUGUAACCGAGACGCUGAAAGGCAAGGGGUUGAUCUUCGACCUUGUCAUCGAUCACAUCGGCCUCCCUGCGAACCUCUACGCUGAGUCGCACCAUUUCCUCAAACCGGCUGGGGCGUGGGUGCAGGUUGGGGCGGCGAGUAUCAUGACUGCAUUCUGGCGGGCGAUUACGCCGCGGUGUUUGGGUGGUGGGAGGCGGCGGCUUGUGCCGCUUAUGUUGGCGAAUAGUAAGGAGGAUCUUGUUGCUGUUGGGGAGUUAGUGAGGGAUAAGAAGAUACGGAUUAUCAAGGAAGGGGAUAAGGCUUGGGACUUUGAGAGGCUGAAGGAGGCGUAUGAGCUGCUUGCUAGUGGGAGGGCGAGGGGGAAGAUUGUUGUGAGGGUUGCGGAGUAG